Molecule: messenger RNA, 1100 nt
Organism: Anopheles gambiae (African malaria mosquito)
Lineage: Eukaryota; Metazoa; Arthropoda; Insecta; Diptera; Culicidae
Gene: Lamtor4
Product: ragulator complex protein LAMTOR4 homolog
Exons: 3
Coding region: 643-1044 (133 amino acids)
Biological process (GO): positive regulation of TOR signaling; cellular response to amino acid stimulus
Cellular component (GO): Ragulator complex; lysosome
Molecular function (GO): guanyl-nucleotide exchange factor activity
Source: RefSeq, a predicted model, not a curated record
UUGACAGCGCGAGAAGCAAAACAAUCGAGCAAACGUUGCGCUACUUCGUCAAUUCCGUCACUGCAGUGGGCAGUUUUCUGUGAAUUGUUGUUCAAUGUGGAAAUGGCCCAUUGGGAGUAAAGAGAGCACAAUUGCUGCUGGAAUGCUGUUUGUUUACAUUCAGUCGCCGUCACAAUAGAUGAUUGUCCACAGAAGAAGACUACCGCGUUGGCACCAUUAGAAGUGUACGCAAGGAAAAACAUUCAUCCGUAGUUGCGCAUAUAUGCACCACGUUGCAUUCGGCAUCGCACGCAAAACACGCACACCGUUCGAACGGCCCACGAUUCGUUGGGUUCUGCGGCGUAGUUGAUGAGCACUAUCAAAUACUGGCUCCUGGUAGCGUUCCGGCUGUUUACGCAUUUUUUCAUUUGACAAUUUAACCGCAUCGGGCAGCUAACGCUCACCAGCGCGGCGAGCGCAUCCGGCGGCACUAGCACUAGCUUCUCGCCCACGGCCAGCUGUGGCUAUCUGUCCGUGUCGAAUCUCACGGAGGUGGUGGUGGUAGGUGAGUCGUCGCCGUCGCCACAGCAGCAUCGGGCCACCGUCAAGAGCCGUUGCCCGAGUGUUGCCGUUGUCUGUGAUAGUGAAAGUAGCAGCGUCGCGAUGCUGGACCUGGACCGUCAUCCGCUGCCGGAUCAGCUCGGCUAUCUGGUCCUGUCCGAGGAUGGGUCCGUACACGCUUCCGGCGGCGAGCUGGAAAACGAUGAGCGUAGUGCGAACAUUAUAAGCAACCUGCUAACGCUCACCGAAAGGUACCGCGAGGGACAUGCCGGUGACCCGCUCUCGGAUCUUGGUGCACUGAAAUGCAUUUUUUCUCUCUUUUCCAGUGUCGAUCCAGCUGUAUUCAGUGCACGCUCGUGCAGGAAAGUGUCGAUCGUGUUCGCCGACCACAGCUACACCAUAUGCCUUUCGAACAAACGCAUUUACGUCGUGAAGAAGCGGAACCGGCCGGACGCCAGCGCUACCGGCACCCUCGAGUCGGACGGGCAUUCGAUACUGGCCUGAUUUUGUGCGCGCUUUUCGGAACUAAAAUAAACGAUUCGAUCCGCUUUACUUUCUAA